AUGGGGGGCUCAAAGGGCAGGGGUCGUGGCCCUUUUUGGCGUGAGCAGCGCCAACGAAUGGCAGAGGGGAAGUCGUGGGCCUUCCAGUGGGAGACGACCAGCCGGAAGAAGCACCCCUCCCUGAGGAGGCGGCUCCUGAUGGCUCCAGCUCUUCGGCCCAACCGGCGGCGAAGGCAUGGCCGCCUCCCCCCCCGCCGGCUCCUUGGCGAGACCGUCGGCGUUCUCCUUUCCCUCGUCUGGUCUUGCGCUCAGUGGACAGAAGCCCUACACCGCCCACCCCUCCGCGAAGGAGGAGGCCUCAGGCAGCAGGGUGUGGAUUUGCGUUCGGUUCCGCGCGAUUCAACACGUUCCCCUCCACCUGGGAGGCGGUCAGAGGAGGCUAGGUCCAGCCGUGACCUUCCAAACCAGCAUGCACGGCCCAGAUCCCCCUCGGAGGCACGGGCCCGGCCCCCUGUAGACCCAGCCCAUGAGGCUGAGGAGUCCCCCUGGGGCCGGCGGCAACGCAUGCGCAGGGAGGCUCCGGACUUUACCCCGGGUGUGCACGCGGCUGGUGAAGCAGCAAGCUACAAGCGGCCCACCUCGCCUCGGCAUUUCCUCCCUCAGGAGCUCACACUUACGUGGGACCCUAUUCGGCAGGUUGUGGUGGAAGCCCGGGUUCUCCCGCGCCUGGGCUGGGGACAAAGCCGUGUAGGCUACCAGCUGUCUCAGGCGUUGGUCUUGAAGCUCACGGAUGAUGCAUCCCUGAACGGUCCGGAGAUCGAUAUGGCGCGGCGCUUUCCUCGGCUCCUGGCUCCCAUCCUCACCAGUGGCUCCAUGUGGAUUGGACUAGGACCCGAAGGUGUGCCAGGUGCGGGCCUGCAUCGGUUCCUGUACCACGUGCAAGAGCAUCGCUGCCAAGCCCGUGAGUGGCUCCAGGAAAAUGCUGCCAAUGGUCUCCGUGUGCAUUCCUACCUUCUGGCCACGUUGGCCACCUUGUUGCACUUGUAUGCCUGUGGGGUAGAUGCCAAGGAUGUUGGCAUUUCAAACCUGAGCCACAGGCCGCUGGGCACGAGGUUGGUCCCCCUUCCGGCCUUCAUCGAUGCCAACAACUGGGGCCAGGGAGGCCGGAAUGGACGGGCUUUUGGAGGGUAG
Molecule: messenger RNA, 1131 nt
Organism: Symbiodinium natans
Lineage: Eukaryota; Dinophyceae; Suessiales; Symbiodiniaceae
Source: the annotation of a GenBank genome assembly